Molecule: messenger RNA, 620 nt
Organism: Strongylus vulgaris
Lineage: Eukaryota; Metazoa; Nematoda; Chromadorea; Rhabditida; Strongylidae
Source: the annotation of a GenBank genome assembly
AUGUGUGGUUACUAUUACGCUAGUGCUGUUGGGAUAUCGCAACUACAAACAUUGAUUUCUGUGGAAAAGAUGGCUCUUCCGGAUUCGUAUCUGCAAACAUUCCAGCAUACCUACGAAGCCUCGUUGAAAAAUAUGCAACCAAUAAGUGUUUUUGUGCUAAAUCCAGGAGAUUUGCGAGAUCCGCAAAGGCUUGGAACUAUAAAGCAAAUUGUGAAAGAUUAUGAGAAUGCCUUAUACAGCUAUGGACCAGAAAGCACUUUCUUCUGGAUACAAGCUUACGAGGAGUUUUUGAACUUUUAUGGUGAAACAGAAGACUUUACCUAUGAAGAAAUGCCGACAUUUUUCAAAUCAGCCACCUAUUUCUAUCUUUCAUCUUUUGUAAAAUACAAUGAAACUGCAUGCGUGGAAAAUAACCCUUUAUGUAUAACGUCAUUCUUCUUCAUGACAAAUUUUCACGAGCAUAUCAAAUUCCACGAACUAAUCCCAGCGGUGAGGGAAUGGCGUGAAAUCGCUGCCAGAUAUUCUGACUACCAAGUGUACGCCUACUCAGAGCAUGCACCUUUUGUUGAUCAGGUAAGCUUGAUAUGCAAGAUAAGAGGUGCUUACCUAGAUGCUUAGAC